AUGAACUCACUCGAAAUGUCGAGUCCCGUCACGAGGAAGUCAUCGCCUACGAUCGCAACCCAAGAAGACCGCGGCUCAGCCCCGACGCAAGCGCCAAAGCCCUGGAAACGCCUUUUGAAAGUCAUCAGCUGGACGCCACCAAAUUGUCGGCAUUCCCCUGACGGAAGCUUCCCUUUCACUUGGUCGCUGAACCUCCUCUUCAGCCUAGCAAGUGUCAUCACGGUUGGGAAUCUCUACUACGCAUAUCCAGUCUUGAACAAGAUUGCCGAUGACUUCGAAAUCACCUACGAGACGGCCUCGCUGAUCCCAACUGUUCUUCAAGCUGGCUAUGGAGCCGGCAUCCUGCUGCUUUGCCCUCUUGGAUACCAGGUGCGACUAAGACCAUUCACCCUCACGUUGGUCCUGGCUUCGACGCUGAUGUGGCUUGGCUUGUGCGUCACGAAAGUCUUUCCUGCCUCUUGCGCUCUUCACUUUAUCGCGGGCUUCACAUCUGUUACUCCACAGAUGAUGCUCCCUUUGGCUCACUCUAUUGCGCCCCCCGCCAAACGAGUUAGAGCCAUGUCCAUUGUCUUUGCCGGCCUCAUGUUUGGUCAGGUGCUCCCCCGCAUUCUAUCAGGGGCGAUGACAUCCUUCGUCAACUGGCGAUACGUUUACUGGACCGCGUUGGGGUUACAGGUCACACUCUUCGGGUUACUGUGGCUUUUCUUCCCAGACUACCCGCCCAAAAACGCAAAGUCAAGCAUCAACCUCGUCCAACAGCUAUGGAGAGUUGUUCGUCUUGCCUCCACUGAGCCGAUUUUGGCUUACGGGUGCAUUGUAUCGCUUCUGUCCAAUGCUGCAUUGUCUUCUUUUUGGACCACGCUGACUGCGCUGCUUGCUUCGCCCCCAUUUGGCUUCUCCCCUCUGCAGAUUGGCCUCUUCUCUCUUACGGCCAUUGCUCCAGUUGUCAUGGUUCCCCUAUACAGCUCACUCGUCGUCGAGUAUGUUCCCACGUAUCUAGCGGCGAGCAUCUCCCUGGUCUGUGGUAUCGCAGGCGUCGCCAUUGGCACUUUUACCGGCACAUUCAGUCUCGUUGGACUUGUAUUCCACGCUCUGGCAGUCGACUUCGGUGUGGAUUCCACAAGCGUUGCAUACCGCUCUGCAAUCUAUGGUGCUGUCCCCAAAGGAAGUAAUCAAGCCAACGCUGCUUAUACAGCAUGCUCAUUCGUUGGACAAACCAUUGGGACCAAGGUUGGCAACACUUUAUAUGUUCGGCAAGGUUGGAAGGGAGUAGGGAUAGCCGGAAUGGCAUUCUUGGCAAGUUCCAUACUGAUUACUUUGGCGAGAGGACCGCGUGAAGUCCGGUGGUUUGGCUGGAGAGGUGGCUUCUUUCCACGUAAAGAAAAGGGAUCACAAUCCGAUAGCGCAACGAAUACAAACUGA
Colletotrichum karsti is the source of this 1422-nucleotide messenger RNA. RefSeq lists its product as uncharacterized. The coding region runs from base 1 to 1422 and encodes 473 amino acids. NCBI's taxonomy places the organism in Eukaryota, Fungi, Ascomycota, Sordariomycetes, Glomerellales, Glomerellaceae. Gene Ontology annotation, molecular function: transmembrane transporter activity. The transcript has a single exon. Gene Ontology annotation, biological process: transmembrane transport. The record is from RefSeq and is a predicted model, not a curated record.